GUGAAAAAAGACAAUCAGUCUUAUCAAAAUUCCUGUCACUGAAAAAUCAUUUUCAGCCUUUGGCGACUUUUUUCCAGAAGCUAAUGCCUUUCGGACAAUAAAAAUACAAAUUUAAUGCAAAUGUGAGUAGUAAAAAAUAAAUUCCUUUUCUAAAUUUUCGUGUAGAAAAGUAAAAUUUUCAUUCAAUAAUGCCUUGCGAUGGGAAAAAUGCUAACUGUGAUCGGAGACGAGAACUUCUGGCUCAACUAAAAUGCCUCGUCAGUUCUAUGGACAGAAAGAAGCCAUGCGAAUGGGAUGAACCACCUUGUCCACCUCCACAAUGUGUUCCGAUCUCUCUUACGGAAGAUAAUUCACCUUGUUGUAGUCCAGUGAAGGCCUGCAAGAGUUUCGAAAUAAGAAGCAGUUUAAUGUGGAAGUGUGAAUGCACAAAAAGGAAUGGCUUACAAGACAGAUGUAUGAUGAUAGAUUGCAUGGGCCGUCCAGAGUGCAUGACAAAAUUAUAUCCAGUUUGUGGACCAGGAAGAUCAGCUUUGUUGAAGCUGACGGACCUCGGAGAUGCUGAAGUGGCCUUAAGGAAAUUCUACUGUGCAGACAAAUCAAGGGAAGCCGCUCUGGCUGCUUAUUGUCGACUCAAGUGUGGAUCUGCAUGUCCACCGCCUCGACCAUGUUCUCCAGAACCAUGUCCACCACCACUAUGUUGCAAUCCUUACCCACCCGCACCACACAAUUCUUGCCCACCAUCCCAACCACGUAAUCCUUACCCACCACCGCCAUGUUGCAAUCCUUGCCCACCGCCACCACGUAAUCCUUGCCCACCGCCACCAUGUUAUAAUCCUUGCCCACCGCCACAACGUAAUCCGUGCCCACCGCCACCAUGUUGUCAAAAACCACCCCAACCCUCUGGUUGUCCACCCCCAUGUCCGCCUCCAUGCCCACCUCCACUCGUCCCUUGUAUUCCAUGCUGCGCAAUGCCUUUUCCUCCUUCUCCUUGCCCAGUCUGUUAGUUCAAAACACUGUUUAAACUUUUAUUAAAUAUAAAAAUGUCCUACCCAUAUAAAAAUUUGUAUAUAGAAUGUACGUCUAUAAU
This is a messenger RNA of Belonocnema kinseyi, 1087 nucleotides long. RefSeq names its product keratin-associated protein 16-1-like. The coding region runs from base 189 to 1004 and encodes 271 amino acids. The transcript has 3 exons. The record is from RefSeq and is a predicted model, not a curated record. Lineage: Eukaryota; Metazoa; Arthropoda; Insecta; Hymenoptera; Cynipidae.